Messenger RNA from Pseudogymnoascus destructans, 279 nucleotides. RefSeq lists its product as uncharacterized. Bases 1 to 279 code for a protein of 92 amino acids. The record is from RefSeq and is a predicted model, not a curated record. The transcript has 2 exons. NCBI's taxonomy places the organism in Eukaryota, Fungi, Ascomycota, Leotiomycetes, Thelebolales, Thelebolaceae.
AUGCAGUGCGCAUGCAUGGAGAGUCGACGCCGGCAUACCACCGACCCCCUCAUAGAUCUCGACCAGCGGCGGUCGUGGCCCCAGCCGCAGCAGGUCAGCAUGCCAGUUAUCGGGGAUUUAACUCCCAUUAUCGCCGGCGGCCAGCAGUUUGUCAGAUCGUACUCCGUAGACAUAGUCCCCACAGAAGCCAAAGCACCUCGUGGCAGAACGGCCGCCGGUGGCAACUGUCUGUCUGUGUGUGGUGGUAGCCAGCCGAGCUCGGCUUUCACCAAUUAUUAA